AUGCCACUUUGUAUUGCAAAUUUCCUGGUCUCAUCCGAAUGGUGCAUUUAUGGUCUGCUUAAGGACGAUUUCUACCUAAUCCUACCAAACGGAAUUGGUUCGAUUCUGGCGAGUGGUCAGCUUGCCUUGUUCCUGGUGAUACCCCGAAAAGCUGGCUUGCACAGUCCGCUGAUGAAGCUGAUCAAAUACUGUGUUGAUGGAGCUGUCGAUGCUGAGGCCGAUGUCGGUAAGCCACUUCUUCUCGCUGAAGCUUUAGAAAGCGAAAUCACGGCUGUGGCGUUGACAUCGUGUUGA
This is a messenger RNA of Gongylonema pulchrum, 294 nucleotides long. The record is from the annotation of a GenBank genome assembly. Lineage: Eukaryota; Metazoa; Nematoda; Chromadorea; Rhabditida; Gongylonematidae.